GUCUGGCCUCACCCCGAGGACGACGAUGACUUAGCCCCCCUGAGCUGCCACCUGCCCUUUGGGACCCGCCCACGGCCAGCCAGCAGGAUGCGGCUGUGGAAGGCAGUGGUGGUGACCCUGGCCUUCAUGAGCGUGGACAUCGGUGUGACCACGGCCAUCUAUGUCUUCAGCCACCUGGACCGCAGCUUGCUGGAGGACAUCCGCCACUUCAACGUCUUCGACUCGGUGCUGGACCUCUGGGCGGCCUGCCUCUACCGCAGCUGCCUGCUCCUGGGGGCCACCAUCGGCGUGGCCAAGAACAGCGCCCUGGGCCCGCGGCGGCUGCGGGCCUCGUGGGUGGUCAUCACCCUCGUGUGCCUGGUCGUGGGCAUCUACGCCGUGGUGAAGCUGCUGCUGUUCUCCGAGGUGCGCAGGCCCAUCCGGGACCCGUGGUUCUGGGCCCUCUUCGUGUGGACGUACGUGUCGCUCGCCGCCUCCUUCCUGCUCUGGUGGCUGCUGGCCGCCGUGCGGCCGGGCGCAGAGGCCCUGGAGCCGGGGACCCGCGCCGAGGCCGAGGGCUUCCACGGCGGAGCCCAGUCCCCGCCCGAGCAGGCGUCUGGGGCCACGUUGAAGAAGCUGCUCUCCUACACCAAGCCCGACGUGGCCUUCCUCGUGGCCGCCUCCUUCUUCCUCAUCGUGGCAGCUCUGGGAGAGACCUUCCUGCCCUACUACACGGGCCGCGCCAUCGACGGCAUCGUCAUCCAGAAGAGCAUGGAUCAGUUCAGCACGGCCGUCAUCAUCGUGUGCCUGCUGGCCAUCGGCAGCUCAUUUGCCGCAGGUAUUCGGGGCGGCAUUUUUACCCUCAUAUUUGCCAGACUGAACAUUCGCCUCCGAAACUGUCUCUUCCGCUCACUGGUGUCUCAGGAGACGAGCUUCUUUGAUGAGAAUCGCACAGGGGACCUCAUCUCGCGCCUCACCUCGGACACCACCAUGGUGAGCGACCUGGUCUCCCAGAACAUCAACAUCUUCCUGCGGAACACGGUCAAGGUCACGGGCGUGGUGGUCUUCAUGUUCAGCCUCUCGUGGCAGCUGUCCUUGGUCACCUUCAUGGGCUUCCCCAUCAUCAUGAUGGCGUCCAACAUCUACGGCAAGUACUACAAGAGACUGUCCAAGGAGGUCCAGAAUGCCCUGGCCAGGGCCAGCAACACGGCGGAGGAGACCAUCAGUGCCAUGAAGACCGUGCGCAGCUUCGCCAACGAGGAGGCGGAGGCCGAGGUGUACCUGCAGAAGCUGCAGCAGGUGUACAAGCUGAACAGGAAGGAGGCGGCGGCCUACAUGUACUACGUCUGGGGCAGCGGGCUCACGCUGCUGGUGGUCCAGGUCAGCAUCCUCUACUACGGGGGCCACCUGGUCAUCUCGGGGCAGAUGACCAGUGGCAACCUCAUCGCCUUCAUCAUCUACGAGUUCGUCCUGGGGGACUGUAUGGAGUCCGUGGGCUCCGUCUACAGCGGCCUUAUGCAGGGCGUGGGGGCCGCCGAGAAGGUGUUCGAGUUCAUCGACCGGAAGCCGACCAUGGUGCACGACGGCACCCUGGCCCCCGACCACCUGGAGGGCCGGGUGGACUUUGAGAACGUGACCUUCACCUACCGCACUCGGCCCCACACCCAAGUCUUGCAGAAUGUCUCCUUCAGCCUGUCCCCAGGCAAGGUGACAGCCCUGGUGGGGCCCUCAGGCAGUGGGAAGAGCUCCUGCGUCAACAUCUUGGAGAACUUCUACCCCCUGGAGGGGGGCCGCGUGUUGCUGGACGGCAAACCCAUCAGCGCCUACGACCACAAGUACUUGCACCGAGUGAUCUCCCUGGUGAGCCAGGAGCCCGUGCUGUUCGCACGCUCCAUCACAGACAACAUCGCCUACGGGCUGCCCGCCGUGCCCUUCGAGCUGGUGGUGGAGGCUGCGCAGAAGGCCAACGCUCACGGCUUCAUCAUGGAGCUGCAGGACGGCUACAGCACAGAGACGGGGGAGAAGGGCGCCCAGCUGUCGGGCGGCCAGAAGCAGCGGGUGGCCAUGGCCAGGGCUUUGGUGCGGAACCCACCGGUCCUCAUCCUGGACGAAGCCACCAGCGCUCUGGAUGCAGAGAGCGAGUACCUGAUCCAGCAGGCCAUCCACGGCAACCUGCAGAAGCACACGGUGCUCAUCAUCGCUCACCGGCUGAGCACCGUGGAGCGGGCGCACCUCAUCGUGGUGCUGGACAAGGGCCGCGUGGUGCAGCAGGGCACGCACCAGCAGCUGCUGGCCCAGGGCGGCCUCUACGCCAAGCUGGUGCAGCGGCAGAUGCUGGGGCUCGAGCCCACCUCAGACCACACGGCCGGCAACAAGGAACCGCCAGGCAAUGGCAGUGACAAGGCCUGACCGACAGCUCCUGCCUCCCCGGUGGGGCAGAGGCCCUGGUGCCCAGCUGGCAGAUGUGCCCGUGGGAGCCCCCAGCUGCCCUCUGAGCCCAGGCCCACAGCACUGGAGGGUGACCUGCCACGUCCCACGGGAUCACCGCUUCCUGCAUCUCGUCCCCGGUCCCUGCCCUGUGCCCGGGGCCCCACCAGCCCCAGGGGACCACGGGCCCCCCACCGACCUCCCCAGGCUCCUACGCAAAGGUAGAGCUGUAUUUUUAAACCUAGAUCUGACCAGGUUUUUUACUGCUUGGUUUGAGGCACCCCAGUCAACUCCUAGAUUUCAAAAUCACUUUUCUAAUUGGGAGAAAUGGUGGGCACGUUCACCCAAAUGUUCUCGAAACUUCUGAGCCAGGAGCGAAUGGCCCUUCCUAAAACCUGGGGAAGAGAACUAGGCCUCUACCCUUCGCCCCUCCAGAGAAGGGGCUUCCCUGUCCCGGAAGGAGACACGGGGGACGGUUCUUCCCAUCUGGCCCUCGUCCCAGCUCCGGGAGUCAGGCCGAGGCGGAGCGGGGAGGGGAAGGCGCCGGUGCCGCGCCCCACUGUCCUGCCCCUCUAAGCCAGUCUCACUGUGAACCACCGCGCACCUCAACCGGGGGAGCGAGGGGCUGGCCAGGCCUGGUGGGGCCUCGGGGUGCCCCCAGCCCCGCACCCAGCGCUUUAGCCCUUGGCCCUGCCUGUCCCCGCCCACUGGCUGGCAGCCCCUCUCCCCCCCACACCCACCCCUGCCGCGCUGCUGUUUGGGGGCCCCUUUGGACGUUUGCGAGAUGCACUCUCUUCUCUGUUUGGUGGGACAGUGACAAAGCCCAGGGUCUGGCACUGCCAGCGGUUGUGAAAUGUUGGGAGAACAUGAUCAUUAAAGUGUACUACCUCUGACCCCU
Molecule: messenger RNA, 3304 nt
Organism: Lemur catta (Ring-tailed lemur)
Lineage: Eukaryota; Metazoa; Chordata; Mammalia; Primates; Lemuridae
Gene: ABCB9
Product: ATP binding cassette subfamily B member 9
Exons: 11
Coding region: 88-2388 (766 amino acids)
Biological process (GO): peptide transport; transmembrane transport
Cellular component (GO): lysosomal membrane
Molecular function (GO): ATP binding; ATP hydrolysis activity; ABC-type oligopeptide transporter activity
Source: RefSeq, a predicted model, not a curated record